Messenger RNA from Nannospalax galili (Upper Galilee mountains blind mole rat), 3079 nucleotides. It is a transcript of the gene Gorab, whose product is annotated as golgin, RAB6 interacting. The transcript has 5 exons. The record is from RefSeq and is a predicted model, not a curated record. Bases 722 to 1366 code for a protein of 214 amino acids. Gene Ontology annotation, biological process: non-motile cilium assembly. Lineage: Eukaryota; Metazoa; Chordata; Mammalia; Rodentia; Spalacidae.
AGCAUGGUGAACCGGACGGCGGAGCAGGGCCAGACAGGGCAGGCGAAGGCGGCACAGCGCGGUCCGCCGGGGCGGCGUUUCCCGCGGUGCUCUAGGCAUCUCUGUGGGCACCCGAGCCUGAGGCCCCAUGGGGCCUUGCGUCCCAGCCCGGCGCUGAUUGGCUGAUGGCCGCAUCCGGAAGGAAUCCGGAUGUGCCCGAUGCCGUGUUGGCAGUGUGCGCGCCGAGGUUUGGGCAGUCUUGGGGUGCCGGCAGCCGCGCGGAUGGCUCAGGAUUGGGCGGGCUUCUCUGAGGAGGAGCUGCGGAGACUGAAGCAGAAUAAAGAUCCAUUUGAACCUCAGCGCCGUCUCCCUGUGAAAAAAACUCGACAGCAACUUCAACGAGAAAAAGCCCUUCUAGAGCAAAGCAAAAAACUUGGUCUUCAAGAUGGAUCAAGCUCAUUACCUCCAGAGCAGCUGCUCUCUGCAUCAAAGCAGGGAUCUAACUCUCAGAAAUCACCUUCUUCUUCCCCGACUCCUCGUACACAUAUCUCUCCCACUGGCAAUGGAAAGCCACUGGGUAUUGAAAGUCAGCCAUGGGAACCAGGACUCAAGAAUUCCCAUGAUGGUCACAGAAAUGUUGAGGUUCUACCUCCAAAGCCAGAUUGCAAAUUGGAGAAAAAGAAAAUGGAAUUGUUAGCAAGAAAAAUCUCGUUGGGAAGUCCUCCAACAAGAACAGCGACUAAUGGAAGAGAAAAAUAAACGUAAGAAAGCCCUUUUGGCUCAAGCUAUUGCAGAGAGAUCUAAAAGAACUCAGGCAGAGACCAUCAAACUGAAGCGGAUCCAGAAGGAGUUACAGGCUUUAGAUGACAUGGUGUCAGCUGACAUUGGAAUCCUCAGGAACCGAAUUGAUCAGGCAAGCCUAGAAUAUUCUUAUGCACGGAAGCGGUUUGACAGGGCGGAGGCUGAGUACAUCACAGCAAAGCUGGAUCUACAGCGCAAGACUGAGACAAAAGAGCAACUCACUGAACACCUCUGCACGAUCAUACAACAGAAUGAGCUCCGAAAGGCCAAGAAGCUGGAGGAGCUGAUGCAGCAGCUGGACGUGCAGGCUGAUGAGGAGGCUUUGGAACUGGAGGUGGAAGUGGAAAGAUUGCUUUAUGAGCAGGAGGCAGAAGCAGGGAAGCAAGUGGUCCCUGGAGAAAGGUUGUGUCAGCCUGCUGGCGGGCGUGUCUCUUUAGGAUUUGCUGAAGAGAUCAAAAAGCCUCAAGAAAGACAAGCUUCUUCUCCAGAGGUAGACAGGCAGGGGGAGCAUUCCAGUAGUGCUCCUGUUACACUCAGCUGCCCAAAUCAAGGACCUAAGACCUUUUCAGCUGCUCUGGCCACAUGACAGGUGGUGUUACCUGGUCUCUGAUAAAGCUAAUUUAAAACUGAUUGUGUUUGAAUCCAUGAUUAGUUUUAGUAGGUUAACAUGUUUGAUCAUUCCAAAGUUCCAAAUUUGGUAAUUUUAUAUUUAGGGGGACAUUUCACCUUGAUUCUUCCAUGUUCCUUGAAUUCUUAUUAAUGCGUUAAUACAAGUAACUGAAAAGGUUGGAAGAGCCUGCAGCCCUGGGCUUCGUCUCCAGCACUACAGAAAGCAGAGUGGUAGAAGGAAAACUGCAUGGCUAGAGUGUUUUUAGCAGGUAAACACAGAAAAACAAAGUGAAAAAUAAUUUUCAGUACUUAAACUCAUUUAACUUGUGGGAGAAGUGUGAAGAAUGCAUGGUCUUACUUAUAUAAUCAUUGGAAAGACAGAAAUUACUGUGUAAAACAGACAAGAAGAGGAAAAAAAGGUUAAAUUCUCUGCGUGUUACUCAAGUUACUAAACACAACUUGAAAACUACAACUAAUAUAAGGAACUAGACAACUUAAUGCCACAUUAUUUUUGCCUUUAAGUGGUUUCUUGUUUAACCUGAAUUUUGGAUAGCUGAUGUACAUACACAAAUAAGCUGUAUGUUACUUUCACAGUAUUCUGCUUUCUGUAAUUGGUGAAUUGAUCAGUGAACUUCAGACAACAAAAGCAUUUCUAAAGUGAGGAUAAAAAUGAUAUAGAGAACUCACCUAUUGCCACUUUUGACUAUCAAACAAUGAUGUGCUUCCUUUCUGAAACUCUGUAAAAUAGAUAUUUUAUGUACUGGAUCUUAAUUAUCCCACUAUAAAGCAUUUAGAUUGUUAAAAUGCUCGUUAUUACUUUAAUAAUUUGUUCAUGAUACUUGAUCACUACAUUGUGCUUUAUGUGAAUGUAUAUAUAAAUAUUGUAGUUUUGUCACAAGAUCUACCAAUAUUAUCUUAAAUAUCUGUCAGAAAUUACAAAAUAUAAAAAAUACGUUUUUAGUCAAAACAAAAUGAAAUAAAGGAAAUGACAGUUAUAUCAGUAAUAGUUUAGAGAAAAAUUAGGGAUAUCCUAUUUUUAAAUUGGUUUCUUUGAAGAUUAUCUUCUGGUAAUAUGGAUGAGCUUUGUAGUUUUUUAUAACUUGAGUUGCAAGUAUAGCUUUCCAUUACUGGCUUCUCUAAACACAAGCAUGGUAGGUCAUGCUGCUUUUAUUUAUGUAUGACAUACAUACAAAUUGUAAGCUUCGUAUUGCACAAGACACUCUUAUUUUUCUAAGAAAUAAACAAGUCUGAUGUGUUUACAAUAUGGUCCUUCAUUUACCUUGAAAAAAAACUAGUUUCAAAGAGUUUAAUAUAUGUUCUUAAGCAGAGAGUGUUUGUCAGUAAUGCAUUUUGGAUGUUGUAAAUUCAAUUAACUACUUUUUAUGAGGUUCUGUUAAGAAAAUUCAUUAACAAACGAGGUCCUGUAAUAUUGCUUAAAUACAGGCUUGUACAGUCUUAAUUUUCAAAGUGCUUAGAAGGUCUAUAGAGAAAUGUAUAGAGAAAUGAGAAUCAUGAAAGAACUGUUCUACCCACCACACCGAGUACCGUUCUGCACCUCUGUUACAUUGUCUGCCUGACUCAGGCCAUGAAGUUCACUGCAUCUAUUUCCCUAAAAAUUUGCUUUAUAACUCCAUUUGGUGUGUGUGUGUGAAGUGACUUCAAUUAUGCUAUAAAAGGUCCUAACUCCAUA